UCGCUGCACGUAAGACGUAACGCAACGAACGCCAACAAACAAACAGAGCCAGCGGCGCAACCGCCGCCGCUGAACCGCGCCGCAACCCGCAGGAGAUCGAGCCCCUCCUCCAUUCCUCGGCGCCGGCAGCUUCGGUUGUUCGUUCGCCAUGGCCGGCGGGGAGAGGGACGACGCGGUGGCGAUGGACUCCGGCGAGAAGCGCCUCAACGAGCUCGGCUACAAACAGGAGCUCCGCAGGGAGAUGACGCUGUUCAAGACGCUGGCCAUCUCCUUCUCGACGAUGACGCUCUUCACGGGGAUCACGCCGCUGUACGGGAGCAGCCUGCAGUACGCGGGGCCGGCGCCGCUCGUCUGGGGCUGGGUCGUCGUCUCCUUCUUCACCUGGUUCGUCGGCAUCGCCAUGGCCGAGAUCUGCUCCUCCUUCCCGACCACUGGUUCUCUGUAUUUCUGGGCUGCUCAUUUGGCUGGUCCAGUCUGGGGUCCCUUGGCAUCUUGGUGCUGUGCUUGGCUGGAGGCCAUCGGCCUCAUUGCCGGAAUUGGCACACAGGCAUAUGCAGGAUCCCAAGUAUUGCAAAGCAUCAUCCUACUCUGCACCGGCACCAACACCGGCGGUGGCUACCUGGCCCCUCGCUGGCUGUUUCUGGUCAUGUACAUCGGGUUGACACUGAUCUGGGCCGUGCUCAACACUUUUGCUCUUGAAGUCAUCGCGUUCCUCGACGUGAUCUCCAUGUGGUGGCAGGUGAUCGGUGGCACCGUGAUCGUGAUCAUGCUCCCGCUGGUGGCCAAGACGACGCAGCCGGCGUCGUACGUGUUCACCCAUUUCCAGACGUCGCCCGACGUGACGGGGAUCAGCAGCAGCUCCUACGCCGUCGUCCUGUCCUUCCUCGUGAGCCAGUACUCGCUGUACGGGUACGACGCGGCGGCGCACCUGACGGAGGAGACCAAAGGCGCCGACAAGAACGGGCCCAUCGCCAUCCUCUCCAGCAUCGGCAUCAUCUCCGUCUUCGGCUGGGCGUACAUCCUGGCGCUCACCUUCAGCAUCCAGGACUUCAGCUACCUGUACGACGCGAGCAACGAGACCGCCGGCGCGUUCGUGCCGGCGCAGAUCCUGUACGACGCGUUCCACGGGCGGUACGGCAGCUCGGCGGGCGCCAUCGUGCUGCUGCUCGUCAUCUGGGGAUCCUUCUUCUUCGGCGGGCUGUCCAUCACGACGAGCGCGGCGCGGGUGGUGUACGCGCUGUCGCGGGACAGGGGCGUGCCGCUGUCGUCGGUGUGGCGCCGGAUCCACCCGCGGCACAAGGUGCCGGCGAACGCGGUGUGGCUGUGCGCGGCGGUGUGCGCGCUGCUGGGCCUGCCCAUCCUGCGCAUCAACGUGGUGUUCACGGCCAUCACCUCCAUCGCCACCAUCGGGUGGGUGGGCGGCUACGCGGUGCCCAUCUUCGCGCGCAUGGUGAUGCGGGAGGACGACUUCCGCCCGGGGCCAUUCUACCUCGGCCGCGCAAGCAGGCCCGUCUGCCUCGUCGCCUUCCUGUGGAUCUGCUACACCUGCUCCGUGUUCCUGCUCCCCACAGUGUACCCGAUCAAGAUGGACACCUUCAACUACGCGCCCAUCGCGCUCGGCGUCGUCCUCGGCCUCAUCAUGCUCUGGUGGCUGCUCGACGCGCGCAAGUGGUUCAAGGGCCCCGUCAGGAACAUCGACGAACACAACAACGGCAGCAAGGUCUGACACACCACCAACGUCGUCGUCGUCAAGCUCAAGCAAAGCCUCGAGCCACUCACGCCAUCCUCUCUUUUUGAACACCAUGGGUGCUGAUGAACACCAUGCUCUCUCCGUCUGUGUGUAUGAUGCUGGAUCAGUGGGGUUUAGUUAGUUUAGAUUGUGGAGUGAGACCUCUGGGUGACAUACAAGGAAACUAGAGGUUGACCCAUUGUGGAGAACAGAGGAAAAAUUGAGCAAACAGAAAAGGAAUAUGAAUGACCAACAAAGUACAAGCAUUGGGGACACUGAUGUAUGCUCCCUGUGUAACUAUGUUAUUUUAGGCUUGUUCUAAGACAAACUUCCCAAACAAUUUAAUUUUGAUCAAGUUUUUAGAUGUAAGCCAAAGAAGAGAAACGGAUACUUUCUUUUUU
Molecule: messenger RNA, 2130 nt
Organism: Sorghum bicolor (sorghum)
Lineage: Eukaryota; Viridiplantae; Streptophyta; Magnoliopsida; Poales; Poaceae
Product: amino-acid permease BAT1 homolog
Exons: 5
Coding region: 149-1726 (525 amino acids)
Biological process (GO): amino acid transport; transmembrane transport
Cellular component (GO): membrane
Molecular function (GO): transmembrane transporter activity
Source: RefSeq, a predicted model, not a curated record